GCUGCUUCCGACAGUUCAUCCAUUACUGCGGCUCCAGGCGCUGCGCUUUAAACGUGUUUUCUGUCCUGUUUUAACCUCAGCAGCUGCAUUAAUGUACCAGUUAUGAUCUAAAGCAGAUUUAAAACAGAGGUUUUUGCAGGAUUUCGCUUUAAUUGGGUUCAUUUAGAGCAGCCGAGUCCUGCUGUGAUGCAUUCACUGUCUCAGGAGAUCCAGGGAUUCUCCAAGCAGCGUCUGAAGAAGCAGAGCACGCGGGUUACCACGGUGACGGGCAGGAAGCUGCUGGAGAGGAGGAGUGAUGGAGGAGAAGGAGGAGAAGCGGUGGAGCAGGUGGAGGAGCUGCAGGAGGAAGGAGGAGGAUGUGGGUUUGUAGAAGAUACCAGCCUGGACCUCCAGGUCGGAGUCGUCAGACCGUUUCUACUGCUGGCCUCUCAGGAUGCUGCCCACGACGUUGACACCCUGCAGAGAUUUAAGGUGUCCCAUGUGCUGAACGUGGCCUACGGAGUCUCCAACCUGCUCCCAGAUCAGCUGGUCUACAAGACGCUGCAGAUCCUCGACCUCCCCGACACCGACAUCACCUCGUAUCUGGACGAGUGCAGCUCCUUCAUAGAUCAGGCCAGAGAUCAGGACGGCGUGGUUCUGGUCCACUGUAACGCUGGCGUGUCUCGUUCUUCCUCCAUCGUGAUUGGAUACCUGAUGCUAAGGGAGGAGCUUUCCUUUGAUGAUGCAUACGACCAGGUGAAGCAGGCGAGGCCGUCGAUUCGUCCAAACCCUGGAUUCUACCAACAGCUACAGAACUACAAACAUUAAAGGACUACAAACCAUUUUUUGUUAACCUUAACUACAAACAAGCCAACACAUAAAUCUGAAUAUCCAACCGAAUGGUACAGAGAUUUACGGUUAAAUAAUGUUCAUUAAAGAACUGUAUGUAAGAUGGUAAUACUGUUUACAUGUACACUGUAAUAAAUUACUGUAAAACUGUA
This is a messenger RNA of Amphiprion ocellaris (clown anemonefish), 980 nucleotides long. Its product is annotated as dual specificity protein phosphatase 19-like. Bases 187 to 807 code for a protein of 206 amino acids. The record is from RefSeq and is a predicted model, not a curated record. Gene Ontology annotation, biological process: regulation of MAP kinase activity; protein dephosphorylation. The transcript has 5 exons. Gene Ontology annotation, cellular component: cytoplasm. Gene Ontology annotation, molecular function: JUN kinase phosphatase activity. Lineage: Eukaryota; Metazoa; Chordata; Actinopteri; Pomacentridae.